Liolophura sinensis is the source of this 3858-nucleotide messenger RNA. RefSeq names its product nuclear cap-binding protein subunit 1-like. The transcript is spliced from 24 exons. The coding region runs from base 66 to 2438 and encodes 790 amino acids. Lineage: Eukaryota; Metazoa; Mollusca; Polyplacophora; Chitonida; Chitonidae. The record is from RefSeq and is a predicted model, not a curated record. Gene Ontology annotation, biological process: nuclear-transcribed mRNA catabolic process, nonsense-mediated decay; mRNA export from nucleus. Gene Ontology annotation, molecular function: mRNA binding; RNA cap binding; protein binding. Gene Ontology annotation, cellular component: nuclear cap binding complex; nucleus.
GGAAGUUGAUUUCAACACAGUGGGUUUUGUGUUGGCUGACUUUUGUGAAAUAUUGCGCAGCAGAAAUGUCUAGGCGUCGACGGAAUUCCUUUAGCGACGAUGAGGAAGACAGUCCUGGAUAUGGUCGUAAGAGACGCCGUACCUCAGAAAUCUUGGAUAUCGAAGAGCGUCUAGAGUCCCUUAUAACAAGAGUUGGAGAGAAGAGUACCUCCUCUCUGGAGAGCAAUUUGGAGGGACUGGCCAGUGUUUUGGAGGCAGAUCUUCCAAAUUACAAGCCAAAGAUUUUGAGGAUUCUAUGUGAAUGUGUAACCAAACUGCCAGAAAAGUUGACGGUAUAUACUACACUGGUCGGGUUGCUGAAUGCAAAAAAUUACAACUGUGGUGGAGAGUUUGUGGAGCUCUUGGUGAGAAACCUGAAGGAAGCUCUGAAGACCGGGGACUUUGAUGGAGCAAGAAUAAUGGUACGUUUUCUCUCAGACCUCGUCAACUGCCAUGUUAUCGUAGCUGGCUCUCUUCUCGCACUUUUCGACAACUUUGUGGAGGUGACAUUGGAAGACAGUAUACCACAGGUACGAUCUGACUGGUACACCUAUGCCGUGUUGUCAGCAUUACCUUGGGUUGGCAGAGAGCUUUUUGAGAAGAAAGAAGCAGAACUAAAUAAGUUAUUAGCAACAAUAGAAAGCUAUGUGACGAAGCGACAGAAGAUCCACUUGCCCGCUCUGAAAGUGUGGCAGGAAGAUACCCCCCAUCCUCAGGAAGAGUACCUGGACUCACUGUGGGCGCAAAUCACCAACCUGCGGAACAACAAGUGGCUGGAGAAGCAGGUCUUGCGACCGUACCUGGCGUUCGACAGCGUGCUCAGUGAGGCAUUACAGCACACCUUACCUCAGAUCAUUCCCCCGGGGCACCAUGAGGAUGUCCAGUACCCUCUCCCCAGUGUCGUCUUCAGGCUGUUCGAUUACACAGAUGUGCCAGAGGGUCCAGUCUUGCCCGGAGCACAUGCUAUAGAGAGAUAUCUGAUAGAGGAACAGCUCCAUCGUAUCAUCCACACCAAUCAUUUGGAAAGGAAAGAUUGUGCGGCAGCUCUCCUAAGUUUUCCUACAAAGAAUAAAUUCCCGCUCAACUAUAUGAUUGUUGAGGUCAUGUUUGGCCAGCUCUUCCAGAUACCCCGCCCCCCAUACCUGGAGAUAUUCUACGGUUCAACAUUGAUAGAGCUGUGCAAACUCCAACCUGGCUCUAUGCCACAAGUUUUGGCACAAGCUGUAGAGAUGCUGUUUGCCAGACUAGAUUCAAUGAACACAGCAAGUAUGGAAAGGUUCUGCACAUGGUUUGCCUAUCACUUGAGUAACUUUCAGUUUCGCUGGAGCUGGGAAGACUGGACUAUAGCAACACAGUUAGACCCAGAGUUACCAAAACCCAAGUUUGUCCGAGAAGUCUUACAUCGUUGUCUGAGGUUAUCUUAUCAUCAGAGACUGGUAGACACCUGUCCAGAGAGCUUCUCCAGCCUUCUGCCCAUCAAGCCUGCAGCAUUUUACAAGUACGACAGAGAGGGUGCAGGAGAGUUACCUGGCACGAUGGUGGCUCACAAACUCAUGCAGGCCAUCAAAUCCAAAUGUUCUCCGGAGGAAGCAGCUGAAAUACUGAAGGAAUUACCCAACCCAUUAGCAGAGGAAGAACAUGAGCCGUCCCAUCAUCCGCUGAAGAUUGAUGUUUUUGUGUCCACGUUACUUCAUUUGGCUCAGAAGUCCUUCAGUCAUUCCUUCGCAGCUAUAGCCAAAUUUCACUUUCUGCUGAAAAGUCUGGCGGAAUCAGAAGAUGGUCAAAUCUGCAUUUUAAAAACAAUGUUUGAAGUUUGGGAAACUCAUCCACAGAUGAUGGUGGUGUUGGUGGACAAAAUGCUGAAGACACAGAUUGUGGAAUGUUCUGCUGUGGCUAAUUGGCUAUUCUCAAAUGAAAUGCAGCCACAGUUUACCAGGUUCUAUGUGUGGGAGAUCAUGCACAGCACAAUUAAGAAGAUGAGCCGUCAUGUGGAGAAGUUACAGGCUGAGGUGGAUGAUGCCCGGGACAGGCUAGAAGUGGCCCAGAGGAGGGGAGAGGACAUGGAGUACCGUGAUGCAGACAUGCCCACAGAGGAGAUGAUAGAAAGGAUGGAGGAGAGACUGGAGACAGCGCAGACAGAGCAGAAGGGACUCUUCCUCAUCAUCUUCCAGCGAUUCAUCAUCAUCUUGACGAAUCACCUGGCUCGCUGUGAGGGGGAGGGGAUUGAUUACAACACACCCUGGUACAAGUGGGUUAGUGAGAGACUCCAGCAAAUCUUCUUACAGCACCAUGAGCUUGUGUUCAAGUACAUCAGCACUUUGGAGACGUUGUUGUUUACCAGUGAUAUAGACAUUCACAUCCUGAUAACCUUCCAACAGUUCUGUGCCCUUAGAUCUUGAGUCAACCACCAGGGGACACACACAUGAAAAGGAGGAAAACAGUUGUCCAGCAAAACUUUACCUGAGCUUAACUAGCAGUGUUUUGAUGUUGUUCAAUAAAAAGUUAAAGAGGGCAUUUUAGCUGUGACAUUGUGAUUUUUUUCUACAUGUAAGUGCUUGUAAACCAUUGGUAAUGUUAGAUGGAAAUUUCUUUGUUUUGCCCGUGUUUGCCCACAGCAUGUUGUAGCCCAAAUCAUAGAGCACUAUAAAGGGAAAGAAUCAACAAAAUAUGAUGUGUCAAAAUGCAUGUUGAAAGUGACCUGCACAUGUUGAAUGAAUUUCUGGAAAAAAUCACAUGAAAGUCUUAUUAGAAGUCUUAAGAGAUCGUUGCUUUUUUGAUUUCAUGCAUCAGGUUUAUCUCUGAACUAAUUUUGCAUAUCCCAUACCCAACUAAGUCUUAAUAUUUUUCUUUACAUCAACAGGUUCGUGUUGCAGUAUUUGCAUUGUGGAAGCUACAUGUAGAGUACAAUGUAAGGGUGCUAAUUGCUGCACACCACCUUCUGAUUUAGAAAGACAGGUUGUAGUUAGGUCUACUAGUUAUAGUUUCAAUUCUCCUUCAUAAGUACGUGUCAUACAGGAAAUUUUGAGUGUGUGGAGUAUGGACCCUAGUUGUUAACUUCGAAGAGAGCUGUACUCUUACUAUCAGUAUGAAUUUAGUCUGCAUGAAAAGUUCAGGCUUGAUUUUACAUAGUAACUGCAGAGGAGAAAUAUGAUUAUAAUGUUAAAUGUUUUAUCAAAAAAAAAAAUUCUUCUGUUAGACUUAAAACGUAUGCAGUACAUGUACGAGUCUUCACAGUUGCAUGCUUGACCAUACAUGAAGGCGGAACAUAUGAAGACACUGCUUAAACGUUAUGUGUUUAUCCAUAGGCACAUCAGAUAAUUUUCCUUUGAUGUUGUAUCAAUUUAAUCUACAUGGAAAUGUAUGUGUCAUGCUUGAGUGUAUAUGAUAAUUGCAGAAAAUAUGAAGAUAAAUUACUUCAAAAUGUGUAUCAGUCAGCAGAAUUAAUUUUCUCCUGUUUUUCCUUGUAAUUAAGAUUAUUAACACUACUGAUGUCAAGAUUUUCUUGUGAUGGUACACUGUGGAGUACAUGUAUAUUUCAUGAGCUCAGUAUGUAUUUUUGCGGACGUGGCUAUAUGUAUUUGUUCAGUUUCAAAUUUCAAAGAUUUCAGAUGAAGUUUCAUACAUAGCCAUACUGGUAAGAAGUGGUAUCAAAGUCAAAAUGAUAAUUAAAUGAAACUGUAAAUGUUGUGGAAUAUCAUUUCCAAAAUAAACAUUUUAUUUGUAGAAAAAAAAAAAGAGAACAUUUUGCCAGUGUUGGGUCUUUAAAUCUGUUCAAAUGGAAGUGACACAAUGGAAAAUAAAGAACAAGAAACCUUUUAU